ACAGUGGUAUGAAGAAAGGAAUUAUAAAACUAGUGGGGCAUCAUGAAAGCUUGCUUCAUAAGGACCAUCUUCAACAUUCUCUUCAUCUUCUUCCCUUUCCAUCGAUCUCUCUUUUCUCCUCAGAAAGCUUUCACAGAAUCAUCAUAAUCAUCUUUUUCAUAUCUUCCCAAGACGUUGAUGUCUCGCCUAAGACUGACAAUGAAGCUUCAACCAGCAAAGAAGGCAUGGAGGAGCUUCUCCAACAGAGUCCAAUCCAAAGUCAAUGAGCUCAACAUUCGCAGAGUCAUCAGAACCACAAUUCAACGCCUGGUUUCCACCUUCCAUUCUCUGCGUCACUUCAUCUCCACCAAAACUUAUCGUCGUCGUCAUCGUUCUCUUCCCACUAGACCCUAUUCUUAUUAUAACUGCUCCUCUUCUCAACACCAUGUUCAGCGCAAGAACUUCAGCGUCAUACGUAUAGAUGACCUUUUUGCAGAGCCCUCUUCUUCGUCGUUGUCUUCUUCUUUCUCUGCUUCUGGGUAUGCGGCUAAAGGGGAAAUGAGAAGCAGAGGCAAAGCGGAAAUGGGAAAUAAGGAUUUGGGUAGAAAAGGGGAGAGCAGCAAUGUGUUAGAUACUAUAGAUGAUGCAUGGAAGGUUGUGGUGGCUAAGUCACCAAAUUUGCAGGUGGAUGAGAAAGCAGAAGUGUUCAUCAAGAAGUUUCACCAAGACAUUAAGCUUCAGAAAGAGAGGUCUUUGCUUGAAUUCCAAGAGAGGCUGGCUCGCAGUACCUGAACAGAUUAAUUAUCGGACAAAAUUUAGGGGGUUUGGUUUUGGUUUUCUUUAAUUUGGGUUCAAUCUCUGAAAGAAAAAGUAACCAUACAAAAACAAGGCUUUUGGAAAGAAGUGUGAAGAUUAUGUGUAGGCUUUUGUGAGAUCUUUCUUUCUUUUUCCAUUUUUGGGCCUUUUUCCAUUCGUUGUUAUUCUUUGUUGGCAUACAGGAGAGAGAAUUGUGCUGUGGUUUUCAUUAUCUUAACCUGAUAAAUAAAUUGUGUAUACAAUGAAGGUGUAAGUGUAUUGUUUGUGAUCUCCUAGCAGUACCGUUUUGGUGUAUUUUGAGUUGCAAGUGUGAAGAUUAAGUGUAUCGUUUGAGUUUUGGUUUUCUUCAAUUUGGGUUCAGUCUCUGAAAGAAAAAGCAACCAUAUAAAUACAAGGCUUUUGGAAAGAAGUGUGAAGAUUAUGUGUAGGAAAAUUACUAGGCUUUUGUGAGAUCUUUAUUUCUUUUUCAUUUUUGGGCCUUUUCCCAUUUGUUGUUAUUCGUUGUUGGCAUACAGCAGAGAGAAUUAUGCUGUGGUUUUCAAUGUCUUAAUCUGAUAAAUAAAUUGUGUAUACAAUGAAGUUGUAAGUGUAUUGUUUGUGUUCUCCUA
Molecule: messenger RNA, 1403 nt
Organism: Prosopis cineraria
Lineage: Eukaryota; Viridiplantae; Streptophyta; Magnoliopsida; Fabales; Fabaceae
Exons: 2
Coding region: 178-771 (197 amino acids)
Source: RefSeq, a predicted model, not a curated record